AUGGCGGGAAAUAACAAGCGAGGCCUGGAUAUGCCAGAUGACAACUUUACCGAAAGCUUGCUCCCUUUGCACAAUGGGCCUUAUGUCACUCUUCAGGUUGGCAGCGAAGGGCGCAAGUACAAGGUCUCGCGGCCUCUCCUCUGCAAACAUUCGCCUUACUUCAGAGCGAUGUUCGAAAGCGGCUACAAAGAGAGCCAUGAGCAAGCGGUAACCAUGCACGAGAUCGAAGGCGUCGUUACAGAGCGCAGCCUCGAAAUGCUGCUCCAGUGGCUGUACCUUGGUCGCCUGCAUUUUCAAUCUUCGAGUCCAGAAGAGUGCAUCACUGUGUACAUUGAACUUGCUCGUCUUGCCGAUAUGUGUAACAUCACAGGGAUGGAACAAAUUCUGGCUAACAAAAUCAAGACCAUCAUUACCAGCUCUAUUCCCCAAAAUUCCCCAUCGUCUGUCGGAGGCGAAGACUCGAAGAUCCUCUAUUUGACACCUGACCAUAUUGAAUGGGCUUCGAUGCUACUGAAGGGUCAUCCCGUACGCUCCCUCAUUGCUGAGGCUUCGGCCGGUGCCUUCAUUCUCACGGAGAAUUUCAAGUUCGCCGACGAGCUUCGUGAAAUACCCAAUUAUACUGGUGAUCUGCUUGAUGAACUUAAGAGCUUGAUCAGAGGCCAGAUUCACGAUAAUAACGUCAUCAAUCACUACAAACUUACGUAUUGGAAAGAUGGUGAUUCUUGA
This is a messenger RNA of Aspergillus welwitschiae, 726 nucleotides long. Its product is annotated as BTB/POZ domain-containing protein. The transcript is spliced from 2 exons. The coding region runs from base 1 to 726 and encodes 241 amino acids. The record is from RefSeq and is a predicted model, not a curated record. NCBI's taxonomy places the organism in Eukaryota, Fungi, Ascomycota, Eurotiomycetes, Eurotiales, Aspergillaceae. Gene Ontology annotation, molecular function: protein binding.